UAAUAAUGCUCGGUUAUCGCCCUUUGUUUAUUGACACUUUGAUCAGCGAUAUUUUCAAAACAACAAACAUGGCAAGGAGAAUGAAAGUUUUCAUAUUAUAUGUACAUUAUGUCAAUUAUUAGUUUGCUGAAUGUCAUGAAUAAGACCCAUGUUUGAUGCUACCAAAUGACAAUAGACCGGUAAAAGAUGCCACCAAUUGACAAGCGACCGUUAAAAGAUGCCACCAAUUGACAACAGACAAGUUAAAGAUGCCACAAAUUGACAACUGACCAUUAAAAGAUUCCACUAAUUGUCAACAGACCAGUAAAAGAUGCCACUAUUUGUCAACAGACCAGUUAAAGAUGUCUAUUUAUAGAUACAAAGAAAGAGAAAUAAUAGUAUAAUAUUGACAAAACAGUUGUUUGUUGGAAGUACGAACCAAUCAGAAAGGUUUGAUAUGGAUAAUAUAUAUAAAAUAAUUUAAAAUAUUUCAACUGAUGGCAGUACAAACCAAUACCAAAGGUCUGAUAUUGGACUAUAUUAAAUAUAGAUAAGGCUAUGUCAACUACAAGUUUUCUCGACUAGACUACAGAGGACUGAACACUGUCAUCCGGUGAGAUGUCAUGUUCAUGACACUGCAUGGGAAUCAUAUAGGUUAGACAUUUCUAUUGUGGAGAAAGAAGAAGUAAGGCAAAUAAGUGGCACACAUGAACAUAUAUAUAUAAGUGAUAAAGUACAAUUGUACAGUAUGUAUCAGAGAAUUCAGCCAAAGGUAAAACUUUCAAAAGACAGGAAAAUAGUUAUUGUUCAUAAACCUCAGACAAGUCAUGUAUGUGGUCAUUGUAAAGCAAGUUUCACAGAGAAAGAACACUUACAGAAUCAUAUAAGAAUACAUUUUGUCAACAAACCCCAUUUAUGUAUCGUAUGUGGUGAAAGAUUUACUACUAAAGAGCAUUUACUGGAACACAGGAAAAAACAUAUUGCUGAUAUACCUUACACAUGUGCUGUGUGUGGUAAAAUUUUUAGAAUUACUGAACAAUAUCAGAAACACAUGAGAACACAUAUUGCUUAUAAACCUCCAGAUGAAAAGAUAACUGAGAAAGAACACUUACAGAAUCACAUGAGAACACAUAUUGCUUAUAAACCUCCAGAUGAAGAGAUAACUGAGAAAGAACACUUACAGAAUCACAUGAGAACACAUAUUGCUUAUAAACCUCCAGAUGAAAAGAUAACUGAGAAAGAACACUUACAGAAUCACAUGAGAACACAUAUUGCUUAUAAACCUCCAGAUGAAAAGAUAACUGAGAAAGAACACUUACAGAAUCACAUGAGAACACAUAUUGCUUAUAAACCUCCAGAUGAAAAGAUAACUGAGAAAGAACACUUACAGAAUCACAUGAGAACACAUAUUGCUUAUAAACCUCCAGAUGAAAAGAUGACUGAGAAAGAACACUUACAGAAUCACAUGAGAACACAUAUUGCUUAUAAACCUCCAGAUGAAAAGAUGACUGAGAAAAAACACUUAGAGAAUCACAUGAGAAUCCAUAUUGUUAACGAAACUCACACGUGUGUUGUAUGUCAUGAAAAGUUUACUAAGAAAAAGGAACUUACUACUCACAUGAGAAUACAUAUUAUCUAUAAGCCUCAUACAUGUACUGUAUGUCAUGAAAAGUUCACUAAGAAAGAGCACUUGGAUGAACACAUAAACACCCAUAUUGUUGACAAACCUUACAUAUGUACUGUGAGUGGUGAAAAGUUUACAAGUAAUGAUCAUAUGCAGGAACACAUGAGAACACAUAGUGUCAAUAAACUACAUGUAUGUAUUGUAUGCAAUGAAUCGUUUACUAAGAAAGAGGACUUGCAAGAGCACACAAGAAAACAUAUUAUUAAUAAACCCCACACAUGUAAUGUGUGCGGUAAAAUUUUUACUGACAUACAACACCUAAGAGACCACCAGGAGACACACAUUGUUUAUAAACCACAUACAUAUAUUUUAUGUGAUCAAAAGUUUACCAUGUUCACUCCACACGUACAGCUUCCAAUAAGAACACAUAUUAUUAAAAAACCAUACACAUGUGCUGUGUGUGGUGAAAAAUUUACAGACAAACAACACCUACAGGACCACACGAGAACACACGUUGAUAGACCUUAUAAUUGUGUUUUAUGUGGUUUAGGGUUUGAUCGAAGUGAUUUAUUUGAAUCACACAUGAGCACACACGCUGAUUUCAUAUCUUAUCUGUGUGAUGUGUGUGGACUAGGAUUUAAAAGUAAACUGCAAUUUCAGAAACACACAAGAAAUCAUAAAGCUAGACAGUGCAAUAUAUGUGGUAAACGAUUUCAUGAUUCCUACUACUUACAGAAACACAUGAGACAACACAGUGACGAGAAACCACAUAAGUGUGAGUUUUGUGAAAAGCAGUUUAAGCAUUCGUUUUUCUUAAAAACACACAUGAGAACACAUACUGGAGAAAAACCGUACCAAUGUGAUCUGUGUGGUAAAGUGUUCAGCGAAAGUCAAGUGUUGAAAAGACAUAUGAUAUCACAUACUGACGAUAAACAUUUUAAAUGUGAUAUGUGUGGUAAAAGUUAUGGUCGAAAAGAUGAUUUAAAGAGACAUUUGGCAUUACAUACCGGUGAGAAACCUUAUCGAUGUCAGUCAUGUGGUAAAAGUUUCAGAUUAGAAAAAUACUUACAAAAGCAUGAUAUGAGAACACACAAUGGGGAUAAACCGUACAACUGCAGGGCGUGUGGCAAAGGAUUUGGUCAGAAACUUUCCUUGGCGAGACACAUAAGAACUCAUACACAUAGAUUAGAUAAACCAGUAAGAACUUAUACACAUAAUGAUGACAAACCUUAUAAGUGUGCAGUGUGUGGUCAAGGAUUGUGUAGUAAAGACACUCUAAGGAUGCACAUGAAAUUACACACUGGGGAUGGAAUGCAUAAAUGUGAUGUAUGCGGCAAACAGUUUAAUAGGAAAAGUAACCUACGAAUUCAUUUGAGAAAUCAUUCUGGAAAUCUUCGACACUGUAGUAUUUGUGGCAAAGGAUUUGUUACAGAUUAUAACUUACAAAGACACAUUAAAACACAUGAUAAUGAUAAGCGUUGGAAAUUUGAUGUUUGCUAAUUUUGCGAAUGUAAUAUAUGCUUGAAACUUGAUGUUUGCAAAUUUUACGAAGGAUACAUAUGAUUGAAAUUUGAUGUUUGCCAAUUCUGCGAAUAUGCUUGAAACUUGAUAUUUGCUAAUUGUAGGAUUGCAAUAACAUUAAUGUUCGAAACUUGGUGAUGGUGAUAAAGUUAGAAACUACUUUAUGUUUGUCAAAUGAAGAUAGGGAUAAGAACGAACAGUCACAAAACUACAUACCUGCCAACUGUCACUAUUCGCGGGGAGGGAGAUUUCCCCCAUGAAUGUUCCUCAAUUGUAAAUUUUGUCCACAAUUUGAAACAAAAUAAUCAAUUUACAAUGACUUAUAAAUACAUGUUAUAUGCAUGUAACAGUAUGAAAAACAAUAUUGACAUAAGUUUGAAGGCCUUUUAAAGGAUUUGUAGGACUAUAAAACCUGAAUUCAACAUAAAAAGAAACCUGGACAUUUUGAAAAAUUGGCAGGUAUGAAAAUACAGAACUCUGACGAAAAUUCUAAAAAAAAUUAUUCCUAAAUAAAAUGACAAUAUCAAAAGCUCAAACACAUCAACUGUCAUAUUCCUGACUAGGUACAGGUAAAACACGAUGGAAUUAACCUUAUUUUAUACCUUUUACUAAAAAUUUCGAAACUUGAUGUGUGAUAAUUGUAUUAAGGUGAUAAACGUCGAAACUUGGUGUUUGUAAUUUGUAUGAUGUUGAAAAACGUUUGAAACUUUGUUUGUUAAAAUUGCAUGAUGGGAAUAAAGUUUGAAACUUGA
Messenger RNA from Mytilus trossulus (common blue mussel), 3876 nucleotides. Its product is annotated as zinc finger protein ZFP2-like. Bases 728 to 3103 code for a protein of 791 amino acids. The transcript has 2 exons. Lineage: Eukaryota; Metazoa; Mollusca; Bivalvia; Mytilida; Mytilidae. The record is from RefSeq and is a predicted model, not a curated record.